AUGAAGGAAGACACUGGCGAUAUCGACUCCAGGAAUGUUGUCAAGAACCGCGAACUUAUGUAUCGGAUGAUUAUAAGUCAGUUAUACUAUGACGGAUUUCAACCAAUAGCUGCCACACUAUCAGCUGCUGUUCAUGCCGACCCACCAUGUCCUCCAAGUGAUAGACUUCUUAACCUUAUCAUGGUCGGUCUCCAGCAUGAACCAGACAGGAAAGAUCGAUUAGCAGCAUCCAGCGGGGCUGAACAUUUAUUAGGAACAACAGGUUUUGAUUUGGAAUUCGAAAUGGACGCGUCUUCGCUCGCACCGGAACCCGCUACCUACGAGACUGCGUACGUGACGUCACACAAAAUGGCGUGCCGCGCCGGCGCGUUCAGCUCGUGUGGUCAACUGGUGGCUACGGGCAGUGUGGAUGCUAGUAUAAAGAUACUGGAUGUAGAGCGUAUGCUUGCUAAAUCGGCUCCGGAGGAAGUGGAUCCCGGGAGGGAACAGCAAGGGCAUCCUGUUAUUAGGACACUGUACGACCACACAGAUGAGAUUACCGCUUUGGAUUUUCACCCGCGUGAACAAAUUUUGGUCUCCGCGUCCAGGGACUGCUGUAUAAAGCUUUUUGACAUCACAAAAGCCUCCGCCAAGAAAGCGUAUAAGUCGAUAACGGACGCUGAACAAGUGCUCUGCGUCGCGUUUCACCCCCUCGGAGAUCACAUAAUAGCAUCCACCACCCACCCGGUCAUCCGCCUCUAUGACGUCACAACUAGCCAGUGCUUCGUCUGCCCUAUACCCUCGCAUCACCACAAGAAACAAGUGAACUGUAUCAAAUUCUCACCGAACGGUAAAUAUUUCGCGAGCGGUAGCGCGGACGGUACCGUCAAGCUUUGGGACACUGUGUCCUACAGGUGUUUCAACACGUUCACAGCAGCCCAUGAGGGUUCAGAAGUAUGCUCGGUGGCUUUCACGAGGAAUAGCAAGUAUCUGCUAACAUCGGGUAUGGACUCUUCGAUAAAACUGUGGGAAUUGGCGAGCAGUCGAUGUCUAAUACAGUAUACUGGAGCUGGGACUACAGGUAAGCAAGAACAUCACGCUCAGGCCAUAUUCAAUCACACCGAGGAUUACGUGUUGUUCCCCGACGAAGCCACCACGUCGCUGUGCACUUGGCAUUCGCGGAGCGCGAGCCGGUGCCAGCUUAUGUCGCUCGGCCAUAACGGCGCUGUCAGGCACAUCGUACAUUCGGGAACGGCUCCAGCAUUUUUGACGUGCAGCGAUGAUUACAGAGCACGGUUUUGGUAUAGACGCAAUACGCACUAA
Messenger RNA from Leptosia nina, 1302 nucleotides. Lineage: Eukaryota; Metazoa; Arthropoda; Insecta; Lepidoptera; Pieridae. The record is from the annotation of a GenBank genome assembly.